AUGGCGCCGAGCAGAGGCCUCCCAAACCACCGCGCUUCCAAUCAGCAUGAACGCGCCAGUACUAGUGGCGCGGGCAAAUACCAUGUCAGUCCCCUACGGCCGCGUGCGGGUCGUAUGAAGCGUCUUGUGAAGCCUACCAAAGAUCAAGCGAUGCGUAGCGCUGCUCUGCGCUCCGAAUUGGCUGCCCUUCUGAAUGGCGAAACCCCGACUAAAACCCAUGAGAGUCCCAUGCCUCAGUCAGACGCGGUGGAAUCGAUGGAAUGGGAGGACGAGGAGCUUGAUGUUGCAGAGGAGAUGGUAUUCCCGGCACCAAUCCACGUUCCAUUGCCUCAACGGGAUCCUCCAGCUGUUGCACAAUCACGGCUCAGUCUACUAGGUGCAUGGCAAGUCCUCUUGCCAGCCUUGGAAGCGCCAUGGACGACAUUUCGAACCGCAACAUAUGCUUCUCCACCCUCCCAUAUUCCCCCUUCCGUCCACUAUGCCUGUGAAUCUGGUUGUACUUCGCUCACCCAUAGCACUGUCCAAUGUCUUUAUCCAACACGUACAUUCUCUCAAUAUGACAACGGCAGGGUACUCAAAAAGCUCCAGAUAUGCAAACCGUGUCCAUCUCCACAUGUUACUGCAGGCCUCUCGGCGCAAUUCUUGUCCAACAUGGAGUUUUCCCCUCGUCACCAAGACGGCCUCGCAUAG
This is a messenger RNA of Mycena indigotica, 690 nucleotides long. RefSeq lists its product as uncharacterized. The record is from RefSeq and is a predicted model, not a curated record. Bases 1 to 690 code for a protein of 229 amino acids. NCBI's taxonomy places the organism in Eukaryota, Fungi, Basidiomycota, Agaricomycetes, Agaricales, Mycenaceae. The transcript has a single exon.